CGUCCCAUUAGUGUGGACCAUCUGGCAGGUGUGCUACGAGCCUCAGGCGACAGGACAGGUAAGAAGAGGUGACGUGAUGCCUCAGAAUGGUUUGAGCUAUGAGGGCAGAAGAGGAUGGACGCGUCACAACACCUGUAAAGCCAACGAUCAGGUCCCGGGCACUGGUUUGGUUAAUGGAGCCGUUGCUCACAAUGGCUGGCCAGCUGCUGCCACUAGAACCAGUGAGAGCACACCAGCUGGCACACCGAAUGGUACCAAACCACAAUGCAUGGUUAAUGGUUAUAUUAACCAUGGGUACAAGGGCAAGAGUACGAAAGCAGCGCCCCAAAGGACACGCAGGAAACAUGGGAGCACGAUUUCAGAUGUCACUGAUGCCUCAGCAGCUGGCGGGGUCCGCAGCGCAGGCACUCCAGGUGGUGUCUCGGUGAAUGGGGCCGCCAGUCUAGACACUGUUGCUCCGCCGUGUAAAUCUGAACAAAUGGCACCACGGCACAACCUGUCAGCAGCAGCAAAGAACAAGAGAAGGGAGAAAUUCAGAUGCAAGAAGAGAAACACUGAAGUCGUCUGGCCGGAGUACCCUACACUCCCACUGUUGCCGCCACCAGAGGAGGAAGACUGGGAAAGUGAGAUCCAAGAGGUCAAACUGACUGACUGGGAAAAGAUGUGUUUUGGCGUCAGCCCCUACGGUCCAGAAGAUGUGCUCCAUUUCUCUUUGCGGGAUUUGACGCUUAAGCAAAGGGACACCGUUGACCUGCCGGUGACAGCCAAUUACAGCCCAGCCGUGCACCACCAACGCCGAGUCCGAUGGUCCUGCUACAGCAUUCCCUCCGAGCCAGACCAGUACGCAGACGCUGACGAGUAAGCCAGACGUAUGCUGUUAUGUUAGAGAUUUGGUAGAAAUCAAUGUUCAUGAGUUGUGCUGUGAAUCUAGUUAGCCCCUAUUGGCGUUGUGCAGAUUUGGGGAUUCUGGAUAGUACCCUAUGCUUAGAAUAUUUGUUUAGUCAGCAUCUGUCUUAUUUUCCUCAUCCAAAACAUUAGCGGAAGUUAAAUUAAAUGUAAAACUUACUCUAGGUUAGCAUCUAUGCAAAGCUUCAAAAUCAAAGGGUCAAAUAGAUAGUAGGGUGGAGCCUAGGUUGCUUUCAGGUUGUUUUUUUAUUGUAGGUUUGGUUUUAUAUUUUAUAUUCAGAUUUUAUAUUGCAACAUAUUAAUUUGUUAGUGAUCUUAAAGAAUGAUUUUAGAUAAACUACCAUACUUUGCUGUUGUACCGCUUCAGUGACUGUUGUUAUUGAAAAUGGUCAUGCAUUUACUGUUCUUCUAUUUAAUAUCUUCAUCAUUUUGCUAGUAUAUCAAAAAACUGAAAUAAUGGGUUUUAUGUAAAGGUUUUUUAUGUUUUAAAAUGCCUGAAAUGGGAACACAGUUGUCUUAAUAAGUUGCUCUUUGGAGCUAUCAAUUCUAUUGUUUAUAAAUUGCACGUUCACAUCAAGUACAUGAAGUAUUUAAAUUUGGGGGCAGCCAACCAAACCCAAGAAAUUAUGGUUUGUUAAUGUACCAACAACAAAUUGUUCUCUGCCCCUUUCAGACUUUCAUUUUCAUUUUUCACAACCACAAUAAAUCAAAUUUUCUUCUA
This is a messenger RNA of Sebastes umbrosus (honeycomb rockfish), 1627 nucleotides long. RefSeq lists its product as uncharacterized. The transcript is spliced from 4 exons. The coding region runs from base 77 to 862 and encodes 261 amino acids. NCBI's taxonomy places the organism in Eukaryota, Metazoa, Chordata, Actinopteri, Perciformes, Sebastidae. The record is from RefSeq and is a predicted model, not a curated record.